This is a messenger RNA of Didymodactylos carnosus, 1593 nucleotides long. The record is from the annotation of a GenBank genome assembly. Lineage: Eukaryota; Metazoa; Rotifera; Eurotatoria; Philodinida; Philodinidae.
AUGACAAAUAUGUUUUUACACUCAUGUCAACUGGAGGACGUUUAUCAGCGUAUGGAUCUAAAUAAAGAACGAGCGUCAGACGAACAAAUUAAUUUAACAACAAUAUUGACACCAUUUGAGUAUUCAAUGUUCGAUGAAUACGAAAAACAAUGUUUUACAGCCGAAUAUUUGUUUUUUUCUAUGUUGCCAGCCAUAAGUCGUUGUAGUCAGAAAUCAGGUAGUGCUAAAUCGCAGCAUAUUAGUGAAAUUAUUCACUCAGCAAAAGCUACACAAAAAUUAUUCUCAUCUACAUAUAUUACUACAUUUCCAGUUGGAAGAAAUAAUGGGAAACGAGAAGAAUCAUCCAUUGUCGAAGAGCCAAGUAUCUAUCGUUUUGCACAGAAUAAAGAUGGUCGGCCAUUACUUGAAAGAGAAAAUUAUAACGAAAAUGAUGUAUAUGAAUAUGAUCAAGAAAAUAAAAAUCAAGAUGAUUUAUUGUUAAAUAUAGUUUCAAUGCGUGAAUCAAUGUCAUUGACAUCACCUAAUUCUCCGCUUCAAAGAAAUGAAGAUGAAGACGGUACAAAUAAUAAGUUUAGUGCGUAUUAUUAUGUCUUCAAUACCACCGCUAACGAAACUGACACGAUACCAUAUGUUCAUACUCGACAUUAUCGUGAUAUUUUAGCGAAAGCAAAAUUCGAUGGCUGUCCUCGAAGCAUUGGAAGGAGAAUAUCAAUUUCAAGAUGGGAUCAAAACAGUGGAACAAUUCCAUUUGAAUUUAUUGAGAAAGUGAAAGAUAAAAUUAAUGAAAUGUUCCUUGCAAAAGCAAAAAUAAAUGAAAAUGGUUUAAAAAUCUUGUAUGUAACAAAAGACGUUUGUGUUGGUGCAAAAACAUAUUAUAAACAUUUACAAAACAUUUCGUUUGAGUUAUUUAAUAUAAAUGAAGGUGGUCUGCUUGAAGAAUCGCCAAUAUUAUCAGAAUCAACAAAACUAAAACAAAAUGCAUUCCCUUACGUAAUCCACCCUAUUGUCGUUGGCCAAGUUCGAUCAAAAAUAAAAAAGUACGGCUAUAAAGAAUUAUUGAAAUUGCAAUUUAAUAUAUUUAAUAAAUCAACGUUGAAUAGAAAUAGAAUAUUAGGAGAUGGACCAUUAAGAAAUAUUUCACCGGAUAUCAUUGAUCAAUUGUUAUUAGACUUGGGCCGCCGAGAUUUAUUGGUAAGAGGACUUGACAAAUGGAUCCAGGGUCAAACAGGUUCAUAUGAUAGUUGUAUGAGAGCGAAAUCGCCACCACCCGGAUAUGAACGAGAUCUGUUCGAAUCGCAUUUGUUGGUUUACAAUAUUCCAAUUGAAGAAUAUAACAACAAUCAACAACACUCAGAUGAACCUCCACUUCAAACAGUAUCUAAUUUACAGAGUGCUGAUCAGCUCGAUUCAUUUGCAAUAAAUACAUUAUUUUCAGGAGAUGAAACAACAACCGAGAGACAACAUCCGAGUUUAGUAAUUGAUAAAAAGAAACAUCCAUUUGUUGAUAUUAAUAGUCGGAAAAAUGACUUACUCCAGUACCUAUUGACAACAUUAACGAUUAACGGCGAAACAAUUAGAAGCUAUACCGUAUAA